Tupaia belangeri chinensis (Chinese tree shrew) is the source of this 657-nucleotide messenger RNA. RefSeq names its product dpy-30 histone methyltransferase complex regulatory subunit (gene DPY30). The coding region runs from base 169 to 468 and encodes 99 amino acids. The record is from RefSeq and is a predicted model, not a curated record. Gene Ontology annotation, cellular component: Set1C/COMPASS complex. The transcript has 5 exons. NCBI's taxonomy places the organism in Eukaryota, Metazoa, Chordata, Mammalia, Scandentia, Tupaiidae.
ACCUCCCCGCCCCCGACGAGCUCUGCGCAGGCGCGGCAGCCUUGCGACAUCCGUCACUUACGGCCGAAGCGGUUCUUGCUGGGAGUUGGUGGCGCGGUGCGGGUCUCUUAGGAACCGACGGCUCGGGCGUGGACUGGAAUCCGAGUACUGUGACUUGCAGGGUCCGCAAUGGAGCCAGAGCAGAUGCUCGAGGGGCAGACGCAGGUUGCGGAAAAUCCUCAUUCUGAGUACGGUCUCACAGACAACGUGGAGAGGAUAGUAGAAAAUGAGAAGAUUAAUGCAGAAAAGUCAUCAAAACAGAAGGUGGAUCUACAGUCCUUGCCAACUCGUGCCUACCUGGAUCAGACAGUUGUGCCUAUCUUAUUACAGGGACUUGCUGUACUUGCAAAAGAAAGACCACCAAACCCUAUUGAAUUUCUAGCAUCUUAUCUUUUAAAAAACAAGGCACAGUUUGAAGAUCGAAACUGACUUAUUGGGAAGAAAAGAAAAACUUGGUUGCUACUGUAGAUUUACAAUGAUUACGAGGCAGCUUAUAAUUGCCAUGAUUUCCCCCCCUUUUUGGAAGUAUAAGAACCUUCAAAACAACAGAACUUAUUUCCGGAGUUUCAGAAGAGAACCUAUUUCCCUUAUUUUGAUUUAAUCAUCACACUUAUUUAA